CCUAGAAGUGAUCUACCUCUUGAGUACUGGGAAGACAGGUGUGUCCCACCACCUCCCUACUUACAAGUGUUAUUGAUACAACAUUUAUACUUUUAAAAAUGUUAAGAAACUUAUGAUGAAAAGUCAGAAAAUGUUACUGUAGAUUUCAUUGGGUUUUGUGAAAUUUUUCAUUUGCUUUGAUGGGAAGGGGGUAUUUAGAUUUGCUUUGGAUGGGUUUAAUAUGGAGGUUAGUAAGACAAAAUUAAGUGAUGCCUGCCGUCACUGUACUUUGAGUCUCCAGAUCACCAGAUCUUGUCUCUGUUUUUCAUAAACUGGCCCUACUUCCAACUGGCCAGUGAUUUGAUAACAUUCUUUGUCCAAUAAUGUAACUGAUGACAAAAGGGUAUAUUUAGGUAAAUAUAAAAUGAAAGCUAGCAUUACUAAGAGCUUACUAUGUGCCAAGCACCAUUCUAAGUGUUUCUAUGUGUGUAAAUGCCCCUCACCACACUGUGAGGUAAGUAUUAAUAACCCCCUCUUACAGAGGCACAAAGUAAAAUAAUUCCUUAUGAUUAAAAUUAGCAUCUGCCAAGAUCAAACCACAAAGAAUUGGUAGUUUGAAUCCAGAGCUAGUGCACCUUAACACUGCCUAUGCUGUGAACCAUGCAUUCUUGGAAAGUCUUCUAUGUUUACAGUCUUCAAUUCAGGGUCUUUUGGUUACACACAAUUUCAACAUAUUUUCCAAGCUCAGGAAACUCACUAGAAGCAUCUAAAACAAUGACUUUUUCUCACUUGACAUUAUCAGUGUAAUGCAUUCUGACAGCUGAAAUAACCGUGGUGUACAUUUUCUGGAGGCUUCAGCUAAUGGCUGUGCAGCCUUCCCUCCAAAUCCAGGAAAUAUGUUAUUCCCUUUGUCUCUGCCAGGUGCUCCAAUUAUGGAGAUUCUGGCUCUAGUGUCACUUUAGCACAUAGGGCGGGGCUGGGGGGCACAACACUAUAAACCCACUCUUCAGGCAGUGAGGGCAGGCUUAUUCUAUUGAUGUCUAGGAUUCGCUGCGGUUAUUCUGUGACUUUAGGAACGAGUUAAUUUUAUAGAAUUGCAUAAUGCAAGGAACAUAUGUCGUUCAAGAAACGUGCCUUGAGCACUCUAUCUUUACAAUAAAGGAGUCAAACGGGAAUCUGCACAUCAGGAGGGAAUCCCGUUGUUUAGAUGGGUAUUAGCAGGGUAUUUGAGAAAAUGAUAAUUAAGGCCUAAAAGGGCUUUAAUCGGAGAGGCUGCGUCAAAAAGCGUCAAGUCCACAAAUCGUUGGCUGUUCCUUUAAGCAGUGGAGCUGCUGCUUCCGGGAUGUGGGAGAAUGGUCAGCCUCUAGCCUGCGUCAGGAAGACACCCAGUGACGCUGAGCUCGGGGGUGUUUCUGGGUGGGGCUGCGCCUGCGCUGCGUGGAAGCUUCGCCAACGCUUGCGCUGUGGGAGCUUCCCAUGGUCUUGCGCGUGCGUACCGCCGCCAGUCCCCUCCUUUCAUACCCCUGGCGUGAGACAUGGUGUUGUCGGAGCUGGCAGCGCGUCUCAAUUGCACCGAGUACAAAAACUGGGUGAAGGCAGGACACUGCCUGCUGCUGCUGCGCAGCUGCCUUCAGGGCUUCAUCGGCCGCGAGGUGCUCUCCUUCCAUCAAGGACUGCUUGCUGCAGUCCCCGGCCUUGGUCCCAACGCCAUCUGCCGCGGCGGUUCCCGGUGCAACCCGCGUGCUCGCCAGUUUCAGCCUCAGUGUCAGGUGUGCACAGAGUGGAAACGUGAGAUCUUGAGGCAUCACGUCAACAGAAAUGGAGACGUGCACUGGGGAAACUGCCAGCCUGGCCUCUGGCCCGUGGACGCUUGGGAGGUAGCCAAGGCCUUCAUGCCUCGAGGACUGGCAGACAAACGAGGGCCUGAGGAAUGUGACGCAGUUGCUCUUUUAAGUCUCAUCAAUUCCUGCGAUCACUUCAGGGUUGACCGGAAGAAAGUCACAGAGGUAAUUAAAUGUCGGAAUGAGAUAAUGCACUCUUCAGAGAUGAAAGUAUCAUCUACAUGGCUUCGAGAUUUUCAGAUAAAGAUUCAGAAUUUUCUGAAUGAAUUCAAGAGUAUUCCAGAGAUUAUAGCAGUAUAUUCCAGAAUAGAACAGCUGUUGACAUCUGACUGGGCUGUGCACAUUCCUGAGGAAGAUGAACGCGAUGGGUGUGAAUUUGAAAUAGGAAGUCACUUGAGUGUGAGCCAGAUUCAUGAAAUUGAAAUGGAAUUGCUGAAGGAAAAACUGCAAGAGAUGUAUCUUCAAGCAGCAGCAGAAGAGAUGUUGCCAGAAGAGAUCGCAAAUCGACUGGGUGUGGUGAAAGCGUUUCUGAAAAACAAUGCAGAUCUCAGAAAUGGCCUUUCAGAAGACAUGCAGAAGCUAGACAGCCUCCAUCUACAGCAUCAAAAAGAAGUUUCAGAGGCCGAUGAGAGACAGGCACCUGAAGGAGAGGCUUGAGGUAAUUCCAUUAGACUGCUUCGUGUCACCUCCAGACUUUGCUGUGCUCUCAAACUGCCUAGAAGAAAUGUUCCAUGCCAACACUCAGCAAGGAUGAGAUUGCUCCUUCUCCUGGUCAGCUGCCUGCCCAAGUUGGACUCUGCAGACUGGGUGGAGUGAGAGAGAGAGACUGUAUUUGGCAUGUAUUUUGACUUUAGAACCCAAAUGUGCCUGUAGCUUGGUUAUUUCAUUUCCUGGUUGCUUUUUGUUUUUUCAGUCUUAUGUUUUCUUUCUCCUUUCAUUUUUUUCUCUUCUCAAGUUCCUUGAGAAGGCUUCAAGAGGAAAACAAGAUUUUGCAUUUAUUUUGCAACAUUGCCAAAGCAAAAAAAAAACUGUAAUGAAAUAUCUCUUCCUUCAAGAUCUGAGGUACAAAACAUAAAAGCUUGAUUCACUAACCCAUGAAGACCUGGUUUCUAAAGUUUGUCUUUAUCAAUCUAGCACAUACUUACCAAAUGUCAACCCUGUGCAAGAUACAAAUGUAAAUCUUCCACUGUGAUAAAUCAAGAGUAUUGUUUAGAAAACUUUAUAUUAGUAACGUUUUGUUGCAUUGAAACAGAAGGAAGACUCUUAUUUUAAGGGCUCUAAAGCAAGUGUGGCCUCUACUGAGGCAUUAGCCUCUAGCCAUCUCUUCAACAGAACUGCAUCUGGGUAGAGGGUAUGUACAAAUGGAUGCUCACCACAACGUUGAUACCUAGCCACUAGUAGAGAGGACCUGCUAAAUACGGCGUAGAACUUCUGCACUAUGUACUAUGCCAUGUAAUUGUUAGAAAGAAUGAGCCCGCCGGGUGGUGGUGGCCACGCCUUUAAUCCCAGCAUUUGGGAUGCAGAGGCAGGCGGAUUUCUGUGAGUUCCAGAUGUGCCUGGUCUACAAGAGCUAAUUCCAAAGCCACAGAGAAACCCUGUCUCGAGGAAAAAAAAAAGAAUGAGCCCAUGCUGCAGUAAUGUGAAUUACCUAUAAGGCAUCUAAAGUAAAGAAAAGGCUGAGGGGGGAGAUCAGCGGUGGGGCACUUGCUUGCCCAGCAUGCAUGAUGCCUUGAAUUAGAUCCCUACUCCACUGCCAAAUGCAGAUAAAUGGAGAAGCAAGGUGCUUAAUAAUACCUAGCAUGCUAAAAUGCUGUUUGGAUUGUAUAAUAACUGAGGCCUGGAAAGCCUUUUUUCCAAGUCUCUCUGUUGCAUUAUAUCCCAGAGGAAUUGGGUCUAUGGGGAGUAGUCGGAAGGAAUUCAGCUUUUGUAUUUUGUAUAUUGGUUUUAUAAUAAACAUGCACUCAUUUUGAAA
This is a messenger RNA of Mesocricetus auratus (golden hamster), 3792 nucleotides long. It is a transcript of the gene CUNHXorf38, whose product is annotated as chromosome unknown CXorf38 homolog. The coding region runs from base 1515 to 2477 and encodes 320 amino acids. The transcript is spliced from 7 exons. The record is from RefSeq and is a predicted model, not a curated record. NCBI's taxonomy places the organism in Eukaryota, Metazoa, Chordata, Mammalia, Rodentia, Cricetidae.